CUUAUGUAACUCUGCAACUAAUCUUUGCUAAUCUUGAGCAAGGCAUUUAAAUCCAGGAGUAAGCCUAUUCUUCCUCUCGCCCCGUCCCCCUCCUGCCUCUCUUUGCAGUAAAAAGGGGAAAAACAGAAGCAAGGUUCACAGCAUUGUGAAUGUUCCUACCAACGUGAUAAAGUGGCACAGGGGCCCCGAGUCUGCUCAGAGGCAGCAAUCCCUCCCUCCCUGCUGCCUCCAUGCACAGCUACCGAGGGCCUUAAAAGAAAAGCUGCUUUCAGACCGAUUACCACUCGCUUUUUGCUAAAGCAUGGAAAUCUCUACUCUCGCAGCUUACCAUUGCCUUGUUCUUGCCUGGUAUUUUUUCGUCCUCUAUUCACUCACACAUCUAAGAACAGAAGAACGGCCAUCUGAAGUGUUCCUUUACGGUGGGCAGUGGAAAUAUUUGACAGUCCUCAAUCUGUUUUUGCAGGCUGUCUUCUAUGGGGUGUCCUUCCUGGCUGAUGUCUUGAGGCUAAUUAAGGAACUGCGAUGUGCUAAGUGCGUAAUUUCCAGCAGAGACCUUCUUUUCAGUGUCCUGGCUUUCCCAGUGUCCACAUUUGUUUCUAUAUCCUUUUGGAUCCUGUACACCUACAACCGAGAGCUGGUUUACCCCAAAAGCCUUGAUGGAGUCAUUCCAACCUGGCUAAAUCACACCAUGCACACGGCUGUAUUACCACUUGCUCUUCUGGAAAUCCUUGCCACACCUCAUCGCUACCCAGCAAAGAAGAAGGGACUGUUCCUGUUAGGAUGUGCCUCUUUUCUUUAUGUCAGUUGGGUCCUGUGGAUUUAUUUUGUAACAGGAGAGUGGGUGUACCCUCUCUUUGCUUCAUUCAGCCCAGCUGGGCUAGGAGCCUUUUUCAUCAGUAGCCUUGCCAUCGUCGUCUGUUUCUACAAUUUUGGAGAGUUCCUAAACCAGGCCGAGGCGGGCGGAGAACAGGGGCUGCCCGACCCGCGGCUGCGAGGCGCCACAGCGCCACCUGGCGGCCGGCCGCGGAGCAGCGCCUCCCCGGGAGAGGCCGCGCUUGGUUUCCUCACCCGCAGCCAGCGGUACCCACCGCGCUCACACCCGCCGCGAAUGCAUAGCUUCGAAUGGAUCACGGCCUUCUGA
Molecule: messenger RNA, 1141 nt
Organism: Phasianus colchicus (ring-necked pheasant)
Lineage: Eukaryota; Metazoa; Chordata; Aves; Galliformes; Phasianidae
Gene: ADTRP
Product: androgen dependent TFPI regulating protein
Cellular component (GO): endomembrane system; membrane
Source: RefSeq, a predicted model, not a curated record